This is a messenger RNA of Haplochromis burtoni (Burton's mouthbrooder), 859 nucleotides long. RefSeq names its product beta-1,4 N-acetylgalactosaminyltransferase 2. The record is from RefSeq and is a predicted model, not a curated record. Gene Ontology annotation, biological process: UDP-N-acetylglucosamine metabolic process; UDP-N-acetylgalactosamine metabolic process. NCBI's taxonomy places the organism in Eukaryota, Metazoa, Chordata, Actinopteri, Cichliformes, Cichlidae.
GUUGGUGGGUCAGUAAAACAGAAUCAGUUUUAUUUCUCUCUUAUCUAUGAAGAAGGAGAAGAAACUGAAGGUGGCUGCUUAUACAGGAAGUCUAAUAAGAAAUUACAUUCAGUUCCUGGUUACCCACAAUGCUUUUUGGCCAGUGGAGUGGUCAACUUCUUCCUGGCCCGUACAGAUGCUGUACAGAGGGUGGGUUUUGACCCUAAGCUACAGCGGAUAGCACAUUCAGAGUUCUUUAUGGAUGGCCUGGGCUAUUUACUUGUUGCCACUUGUGGUGAUGUAUCCAUUGACCAUCAACAUGUAGCCAGAAGUGCUCGUUAUCGCAAGUUCAGAAAUCCUAGAAAGGAUGACUCAGAAUUCAAAUUGCAGCUUCAUUUCUUCAAAAACCACCUUAAGUGCAUCAAAUAUGGAUAGAAGACCUUAAGAGAACAUCGGUGAACUGGUUGUAGUUAUAUACUGCACUUUAUUUUACUCAGAGCAAUGUUUUCAUAGAUAUUGCUUUGCCUGUAAUUGUUAAUGUUUCUCAUAAUACAUUCUACUAUACUGUAUGCUAUAAUAAGAAGAAUUCAAAUUGGAUGUUUCCAAAUAUUCCGAAUAAAACCAAAGUCAAUAAAUGUUAUGUUGUUGAUGAAAUAAGGACUUUGAAGUUUGGAAGUCACCAUAGCAUUUAUGCUAGAACAAGUUAUUGGUUACUCAUUAAGUUAUUAUAAUAACAACUUGGAUCAGGGCUCUGAAAACGUAACAUAAGAAUCAAUAAUUCCCCAAAGAGUGAACAAGACCAAACAAUGCAAAAAACAUAGUACAAAACAAACUUAAAACACUGGGUCAAAGCCCAAGACCAUGAAAGAUUCAGGACUAG